Molecule: messenger RNA, 1255 nt
Organism: Meira miltonrushii
Lineage: Eukaryota; Fungi; Basidiomycota; Exobasidiomycetes; Exobasidiales; Brachybasidiaceae
Exons: 1
Coding region: 269-1150 (293 amino acids)
Source: RefSeq, a predicted model, not a curated record
AACAACCUCAACCUAUGAGAAUGCUCGGAAUGAAAAAGUAACUAAAAAGGCUGAAGAAAUUACAUAAUUAUACCUCCGCCUUGAAAUUAUAUGCACCUUCAGUAGGGUUUCGUGCCUAUCCCGUUCGACACUGAUGCACCGCCUUAAUUUUUUGAAAUGGGGGAGCAUGACACAUUACUCUUCAACAAGUUAUGAACAUAAGCCUAGGUCCUGACCAUCACUCACCAUCUUUCACCAGACGGUUUCUGAUUGAAGUCACUCAUCGAUCAUGCCACAUGCAGCUGUGAUCGCAGCUGCUGCCACAAUGGGCGUAGCAGCAGCUGUUGCAUUUGAAGUAUCCGUAUUCAAGCCAUGGCGAGAAGAAAAUUACCCUGAAGGAUUCGCAGAAGGAAUGCGAACGGAAUGGAAUGAAAUCAAAGAUGAAUUCAGAAGAGGAUUUUGGGAUUUCAGAGACAGAGUUCGAAAUGAAGCAAAUGCAAAUCGUCAUGGAGGACCUCGUGAUCCAUUCUCAGAUAUGCCGGCUUCUCCUCCUCUUUCCCCGCAAAGACAUCAAUCUUUACUCGGUGCAAGCAAGCCGGAAAAGUAUCAUGAUGAUGAAGAGUAUGAAGAGAUGAGACAAGUUCAACGUGAUUUGGACGAAUUCGAAAUGACCGAAAGACAAAGCUUGUUCAUGAACAGACGAUUGCAAACCGAAUUCGCCAAUGAUCAAACGGUACGAAGACGUAAACCCCUGACAGCGGCAAAAGGAGAAGGACAAGAACAAAUUCCUUCCGUUGACUCUGAUCUGUUCAAAUCAGCUUCUGGAAAGGUUACAAAUGAUCUGGACUCUCCUCAUCAUAAUAUUGGUGCAUCGUCACCCACCGUUUCACCGGAAUCACUCAAGGGUGGCGUACUUCCUGAGAUCACAAAUACCACCACAACACAAGACGCUGAAGCUGUUCAACAAAACACUACUCGUUCUUCUACCGUCUCUGACGAUGAAGAAUGGUUCAGUCGUGCAUCAUCGCCCAUCAGAAUCGAACACGACGAAGAUGGUAUGGAAAGCGGAAAUGUGAGUGAUGCAUGGACUCAAUUGGAGAACAGUCCUCCCGGUACGCCCACAAGCGGUUCUUGGAGUGCCAUAGAGCACAGCAGUAAUGGAAGAGACUAGAUCUUUUCCUUUCUUUAUCUUAUUCAGAGUAUUUUGUUUUUUAUUGUAUCAUAUAUCCUUCCCGGUUUCGUCAAUUUUUAUCUUUUUACGUCCAAUGCUUGUGAU